ACCCGAUUGGUACACUCCGGACCUCGCUGUAACGGCGGUCACUUCAGACUUCAGAGCUCAAACAGUGGGGAAAACAGAAAGCGGAGCAAGCUAGAGCACAAGAUGCAGAGAUUGAAGGCUCUGCUACCGGAGACUAGGUGCUCAUUCCGCAGCCUUCAUCCGAGAGCCUUCUCUGCUCAACCAAACUAUGUCGAGCAUGAUGACCCGCAAGACCAGAUUUUAGUUGAAGGGAAAGCUAUAUCGAGAACUGCUAUUCUUAACAGACCAAAUACUCUUAAUGCACUCACUACUUCGAUGGUAUCCCGACUGACCAGAUUGUAUACUUCAUGGGAAGAUAAUCCUGCUAUCGGCUUUGUUUUAAUGAAGGCUAAUGGCAGGGCUUUUUGUUCUGGUGGAGACGUUGUAAGGCUUUAUCACUUAUUAAAUCAAGGAAAUGCUGAAGAAGCUAAACAGUUUUUCAAUACAUUAUAUAAGUACGCAUAUCUUCAGGGUACCUAUCUUAAGCCCCAUGUUGCUAUUUUGGAUGGUAUAACAAUGGGAUGUGGUGCUGGGAUUUCACUUCCAGGGAUGUUUCGUGUGGUAACAGAUAAAACUCUUUUUUCUAACCCUGAGGCUCAAAUGGGUUUUCAUCCUGAUGCAGGAGCUUCUUUUUAUCUCUCUCGCUUGCCUGGCUACUUGGGGGAAUACUUGGCACUUACGGGAGAGAAGCUUAAUGGUUUAGAGAUGAUUGCCUGUGGCCUUGCUACUCACUAUACACUAAAUGCUAGGCUUGCUUGGCUUGAAGAACGCCUUGGUAAGCUGGUCACGGAUGAUGCUUCUGUUGUAGAGUCAUCCCUGGCACAGUAUGGUGAUCUUGUUUAUCCAGACAGUAGGAGCAUUCUUCGCAAGAUCGAGACGAUUGAUAGAUGUUUCAGCCAUGAUACGGUUGAGGAAAUUAUUGAUGCCCUGGAGAAGGAAGCCGCCGAGUCUUAUGAUGAAUGGUGUAAGACAGCACUUGGAAAGAUAAGAGAGGCCUCUCCAUUGAGUUUGAAAAUUACUUUAAGAUCUAUUCGAGAAGGUAGAUUUGAAACUCUUGAUAAGUGUCUUGUGCGUGAAUAUCGGAUGUCACUUCGUGGAAUUUCUCAGCAGGUCUCCUCUGAUUUCCUCGAGGGUGCUCGAGCGAGGCUGGUUGAUAAAGAUUUUGCACCCAAGUGGGACCCACCUAGCUUAAAAGAAGUAUCAGAGGACAUGGUUGAAUGCUAUUUCUCCCCAUUUAAUGAAGCUGAGUCUGAAUUGGAGUUGCCAACCAACUUGCGGGAACCUUACAUGUGAGGCAUGAAUACUACCAUUAAUCGAUGCCUGUAAGCAGCAGCGAGGGUAGUCACAUUAUUAAUAGCUACGCUUCCAAACUCUACGACAAUAUUUGGGAAAUGGGUGAGAUUUUUUUGCUGUAAUAGCAUAAAAAAUGUAGCGAUCUUUUCUCGUUCUUUGGGCCUCUGGUAAGGUUGAAUGAAUUCCGAGUAGGCCUAAAUUUUUGGUGUUUAGUUGUCGCCGAAGCAGAAUAAGCUGUCUCAAAAUGAUCCAAUUUGUUGUAAUCACUCCAUUACUUCGCGUGGGAGAAUAUAAUAGGCUUUUAGUCAGAGCAAAAGCUUAGUCUGAGAGCAUCGCAUCUAAAAAAACCGGUUGAUGGUAGCUUUCUUGAGUUUUGUGAAGUAUUAUUAUUGCUGAGUUUUUA
Molecule: messenger RNA, 1714 nt
Organism: Neltuma alba
Lineage: Eukaryota; Viridiplantae; Streptophyta; Magnoliopsida; Fabales; Fabaceae
Product: 3-hydroxyisobutyryl-CoA hydrolase-like protein 2, mitochondrial
Exons: 14
Coding region: 103-1311 (402 amino acids)
Biological process (GO): L-valine catabolic process
Molecular function (GO): 3-hydroxyisobutyryl-CoA hydrolase activity
Source: RefSeq, a predicted model, not a curated record